AUGGCCACCACAUUCUUGCAAACCUCUUCCACGUUUGGAGGUGGCUCUGCCAGAGGGGGUUCCCUCCGUGCUGGUGGAGGCAGCUUUGGUGGAGGAAGUCUCUAUGGGGGAGGCGGGAACCGAAGCAUCUCUGCUUCCUCGGCUAGGUUUGUCUCCUCGGGAGCAGGAGGGGGUUAUGGCGGUGGCAUGAGCUGUGGCUUUGGCGGUGGUGUUGGUAGUGCUUUUGGUGGAGGUUUCGGUGGGGGUUUUGGCGGUGGCUUUGGUGACUUUGGUGGUGGCGAUGGAGGUCUUCUCUCUGGCAAUGAGAAGAUCACCAUGCAGAACCUCAAUGACCGCCUGGCCACCUACCUGGACAAGGUGCGCGCCCUGGAGGAGGCCAACACGGAGCUGGAGGUGAAGAUCCGGGAUUGGUACCAGAAGCAGAGCCCAGCCAGUCCAGAGCGGGACUACAGCCAUUACUUUAAGACCAUAGAAGAGAUCCGGGACAAAAUACUGGCUGCUACCAUUGACAACUCACGCGUUAUCCUGGAGAUUGACAAUGCCAGGCUGGCAGCAGAUGACUUCAGGCUCAAGUAUGAGAACGAGCUGGCCCUGCGCCAGUCCGUGGAAGCCGACAUCAACGGCCUGCGCCGGGUGCUGGAUGAGCUGACCCUGGCCAGGACCGACCUGGAGAUGCAGAUUGAGCAAUUGAACGAGGAGCUGGCCUACCUGAAGAAGAACCACGAGGAGGAGAUGAAAGAGUUCAGCAAUCAGCUGGCCGGCCAGGUCAAUGUGGAAAUGGAUGCAGCACCCGGGGUGGACCUGACCCGGAUGCUGGCAGAGAUGAGGGAGCAGUAUGAGGCCAUCGCGGAGAAAAACCGUCGGGAUGCAGAGGCCUGGUUCUUCAGUAAGACUGAAGAGCUGAACAAGGAGGUAGCCUCCAACACAGAAAUGAUCCAGAGCAGCAAGACGGAGAUUACAGACCUGAGGCGCACCUUGCAGGGCCUGGAGAUUGAGCUGCAGUCCCAGCUGAGCAUGAAAGCCGGGCUGGAGAACUCCCUGGCAGAGGUGGAGUGCCGCUAUGCCACACAGCUGCAGCAGAUCCAGGGCCUCGUUGGCAGCCUGGAGACCCAGCUGAGCGAGCUCCGCUGCGAGAUGGAGGCUCAGAACCAGGAGUACAACAUGCUGCUGGACAUCAAGACUCGGCUGGAGCAGGAGAUCGCCACCUACCGCAGCCUGCUCGAGGGCCAGGAUGCUAAGAUGGCUGGUAUUGGCGUCAGGGGAGCCUCCCUGGGAGGUGGUGGAGGCAGCAGUAGCAGCGGCAGCAAUUUCCACAUCAGCGUGGAGGAAUCAGUCGACGGAAAGGUGGUUUCUUCCCGUAAGAGAGAAAUCUAAGUAUCUGGUGCAGGAGAAAAGACCCUGGCUCCCCACUGCCUUCCAGGCUGAGAGAGGUUGGAAAAGCAGACUCCAGUCCAUGCUUCAGGGAGCAGCCGAUGGAGAGGGCCUCUCUGCUUUCUGGUUCCAGGCUUUGCUUGUUCUCCCUUUUACAGCUUUCCCUGCUUCCCUUUAAGCACGGAGGUGCACGAAGCAACUGACCUUUGCGUGGUGUCUGU
Molecule: messenger RNA, 1592 nt
Organism: Psammomys obesus (fat sand rat)
Lineage: Eukaryota; Metazoa; Chordata; Mammalia; Rodentia; Muridae
Gene: Krt15
Product: keratin 15
Exons: 8
Coding region: 1-1374 (457 amino acids)
Molecular function (GO): structural molecule activity
Source: RefSeq, a predicted model, not a curated record